UACUUAAAAAAUAAAAUGUUAGUAAACUAUAGUGAUAAUAUUCGCUUCGCAAGCAAACUGGUCGACGUGACUCGUACAGUAACAAUCAUGGCUGGUAAGUACGAAGAAGAAAACCCAUAUAAUCACCUGCUCAAAUCCAUUACAAUUGAAUCUAAAGAAUACAAGUAUUAUGACAUCAGCAGCUUUGGAACAAAAUAUGACAGGUUACCUUUUUCCAUUAGAGUACUUCUGGAAAGUGCAAUUAGGAAUUGUGACAAUUUUCAAGUGAAAACCACUGAUGUUGAAAAAAUCUUAGAUUGGGAAGUAAAUCAAGCUUCAGAUGAUGGCGUAGAAAUAUCAUUCAAACCUGCCAGGGUGAUAUUACAGGAUUUUACAGGGGUGCCAGCAGUGGUGGACUUUGCUUCUAUGAGAGAUGCUGUUAAAAGAUUGGGCGGUGAUCCAAAUAAGAUAAAUCCUAUUUGUCCAUCGGAUCUUGUUAUUGAUCAUUCGAUACAAGUUGAUUAUAUCAGAAGCAAUGAUGCUUUGAAAAAAAAUGAAGAACUUGAAUUUGAAAGGAACAAAGAACGAUUUAUGUUCUUGAAAUGGGGAGCCAAAGCAUUCAAAAAUAUGUUAAUUGUUCCACCGGGUAGUGGUAUAGUGCAUCAAGUGAAUUUAGAAUACUUAGCUAGAGUCGUAUUUGACACAGAUACUUUGCUUUACCCUGAUAGCGUAGUCGGAACAGACUCUCAUACGACUAUGAUUAAUGGUCUUGGUGUACUUGGUUGGGGUGUGGGAGGAAUUGAAGCAGAGGCUGUUAUGUUAGGGCAAGCGAUAUCUAUGCUACUACCACAAGUUGUAGGAUAUAGAUUGGAGGGUGUUUUGAAUCAGUAUGUUACUUCAACAGAUCUUGUUCUUACAAUUACAAAGAAUUUACGUCAAAUUGGAGUAGUCGGAAAGUUCGUAGAAUUUUUUGGUCCUGGUGUAUCUCAACUGAGCAUCGCAGAUCGUGCGACCAUAUCAAAUAUGUGUCCAGAAUAUGGUGCUACAGUUGGAUUCUUCCCAGUUGAUCAGCAGAGUUUAACAUAUCUGAGACAAACAGGAAGAUCUGAAGAACACAUUGACAGGAUCGAAAAAUAUCUUACCGCCAUACGUAUGUUGAGAGAUUAUGAUUCCGGAAACCAAGACCCUAUCUUCUCCAAAGUAGUUACUUUGGAUCUAGCAACCAUCGUGUCCAGCGUCAGUGGUCCAAAAAGACCUCACGACCGCAUCUCCGUCGCAGACAUGAAAAUAGACUUCAGGAACUGUCUUACUAAUAAGGUAGGAUUUAAGGGAUAUGGCUUAAGCGCUGAAAAAAUAGAUGCCGUGGGUAUGUUUGAAUAUGAGGGUAAGGAUUACAAGCUGAGGCACGGAUCCGUAGUCAUUGCCGCAAUCACUAGCUGUACUAACACUAGUAAUCCUAGCGUUAUGCUAGGAGCAGGUCUCCUGGCAAAAAAUGCCGUUGAAGCUGGCUUAACUGUCGCGCCUUACAUAAAAACAUCCCUGUCUCCGGGUUCAGGUGUGGUCACUUAUUAUCUGGAAGAGAGCGGGGUAGUUCCAUACCUGACGAUACUGGGAUUCGACAUUGUCGGUUAUGGGUGUAUGACUUGUAUAGGUAAUAGCGGUCCCCUCCCUGACGUUAUCGUUGAAACCAUUGAGAAAAAUGAACUCGUGUGUUGCGGUGUACUUUCCGGUAACCGUAAUUUCGAGGGUAGGAUUCAUCCCAAUACAAGGGCAAAUUAUUUAGCGUCACCGCUUUUGGUAAUCGCUUACGCCAUCGCCGGCACAGUGGACAUAGACUUUGAAAAGGAGCCAUUAGGUCGUCGAGCGGAUGGCAGUCCAAUAUAUCUUCAAGAUAUUUGGCCUACUAGAGCCGACAUUCAAGCGGUAGAACAAAAAUAUGUGAUUCCAGCUAUGUUUAAGGAAGUUUAUGGUAAAAUAGAGAAAGGUAGCUCCAACUGGGCGAAUUUGGAAGCGUCUGACGCUGAAUUGUAUCCGUGGGAUCCGACUUCAACGUAUAUUAAGAAUCCACCGUACUUUGAUGAACUGAAAAAGGAACUACCGAAAAUCAAACCAAUAAAAAAAGCGACCGUUCUUCUAAAUCUUGGCGAUUCUGUUACAACUGAUCAUAUUAGUCCGGCUGGUAGCAUUGCCCGUAACUCUCCAGCAGCGCGAUACCUUGCGAAUCAUGGAUUAACGCCAAAGGAAUUCAAUUCUUAUGGCUCGCGUAGAGGUAAUGACGCUGUCAUGGCUCGAGGUACUUUUGCCAACAUUCGUUUGGUAAAUAAAUUCAUCGGUAAACCCGGACCACGUACGAUUUACAUUCCUACAAAUGAAGAGAUGGACGUUUACGAUGCUGCUGAAAAAUAUGCGAAAGAUCAAACACCUUUAAUUAUUCUUGUCGGCAAAGAAUACGGAUCCGGAUCUUCCAGGGAUUGGGCUGCGAAAGGUCCUUAUCUGCUUGGAAUUAGAGCUGUUAUAGCUGAGUCUUACGAAAGAAUACACAGGUCAAAUUUGAUAGGUAUGGGUAUUGUUCCGCUCCAAUACUUACCUGGACAAAAUGCAGAGUCCUUAGGACUGACUGGCCUUGAGUCAUACGAUAUUCCAAUCCCUGAAGAUUGUCAACCUGGCCAGAAGAUUACCGUUACGAUAGAUAACGGAAAGAAAUUCGAAGUAAUUGUACGAUUCGACACCGAAGUAGACUUAACGUACUUCAAACAUGGUGGUAUUUUAAACUACAUGAUUAGGAAAAUGCUUUGAUAGACAUUGGAUAGCAGAUCAAAUCUGAAUUAUUAUAUCGCAAAAUGUUACUUAACACAAUACUUAACUCUGGGGUUUGGACUGGCAACAUAGGAAUGUCUGAAUGUAUCCAUAUCCUUUAUACAUAGUAAAAUAUGUGAAUUAUAACGAAUACGACAUUGCUUUUUUUUUUAUUACGGAACAUAUAAUAGGUAACGGAACAACAACGAUCAAUUACAUUGGACACGUAUAUUUAUUUUUGAGCAGUACAAAUUCUUUUAAACGAAACAGUUGUACAUUUUGACGUCUUAUAGGAGAAUGUUCAAAGUCGUCCUAGCAGUUCGAUAUUCGUUACGAAUUUACAGAAUAAAUAAUGUUUAUGUUUCGGUCGAGUGAAGUUUUUUUUAAAUAUUUUUUAGUCAUCUUUUAAAUAAUCCGUGGGAAUACUUGUUGACAUAAUAAAGUAUUUAUAAAUUGUU
Nomia melanderi (Alkali bee) is the source of this 3233-nucleotide messenger RNA. RefSeq names its product cytoplasmic aconitate hydratase. The record is from RefSeq and is a predicted model, not a curated record. NCBI's taxonomy places the organism in Eukaryota, Metazoa, Arthropoda, Insecta, Hymenoptera, Halictidae.